UUGAUUAGCUGUAAAGUGAAACUCGCAGCUCCCGGCCCAGCUACAAUGGAGAGUUGCUAAUAUUAUUUCAUAUUAAGCCCAGGCCCUCUGUAAAAUAUCCCGUAACAGUAUUUGUGUUUUGUUUUUGUGUUUUCCUUACAUUAACCAGCAAAGCGACUGCUCAGUUAGCCAGCUGCUAAUCGGAAACAUGUCUCAAGAGGGAUACCAGUCCACAGCAAUAAGAACCACAGUCAACACCAGCUUGGAUACACAUCAGCAGCAGAAGCCCAGCCAUGGUAAAACACCUAUACAAAUCCUGCAUGAAUAUGGCACCAAAACUGGCAACCUCCCCGUGUAUGUGCUGGAGAAGGCUGAAGGCGAGGCUCACCAGCCCAGUUUCGUCUUCAGUGUGAAAAUCGGAGAUGUUAGCUGCUCAGGUCAAGGACCCAGUAAGAAAGCUGCCAAACACCAGGCUGCAGAGGCUGCCCUGAGCGCUCUGCAGAUAGAUGUUGGAGCAGCGAAUCUCCAAGUGAAGUCUGAGAGUAACGGCGUUGCAGCAGAACCAAAUGACCAUCCCAACUCAGUGGGGAUACUGCAGGAGUUAGCGUUGCAGAGAGGAUGGCGUCUCCCUGAAUACACAGUUCUAAUGGAAGCCGGCCCACCGCACAAGAGAGAGUUCACUGUUACAUGUCGACUGGAGUCCCUGUCAGAAACAGCUGCGGGGAACUCUAAAAAAGCUGCUAAAAAGGCGGCAGCAGAGAAGAUGGUGGCAAAGCUUCAGAGUCUGUCGGGCUGUUCUGAAAUCACAUGGACCCCUAAACCCAGCGUCCGAUUUGAGAACUUAAGGAACUCAUCAGCUGAGAAGAUAUCUUUACUAAGAAGAAACCCACUGAGCAUCCCCAACACAGAUUACAUUCAGAUGAUGUUGGAGCUGUCUAAGGAGCAGGGCUUUGAAGUCACAUACUUUGACAUUGAUGAGCUGACGGUGAACGGCCAGUACCAGUGCCUGGCAGAGUUGUCCACUUCCCCUGUCACCGUGUGCCAUGGCACGGGCAUUUCCUGUGGCAAUGCGCACAACGAUGCAGCACACAGUGCCCUUCAGUAUAUUAAGAUUAUGGCCUCUAUCAAAUAAAGCAUUGUGAUGCACUCCAGCUGUUUCACUCACAUUGAAAAAAGGAGAGAUGUCAACCCAUGAUGAGGGGGUGGAUUGUAUUUUUUUUUUAAUUAAUUUAUAUUUUUUUCCACUGGUCUUUCUCUCCAUGGACGAUUUGAGGUCAAGAUGGGUUUUUUUAUUAUUAUUAUUAUGUAUAUCAUUAAGAAGAUCAUGAUCCUCCUUCAGGAAAGUAUUUCUGAAGAGAAAAACUUGAAUUGUGGACAUUCUCGAUAUAAAGACUAACAUUACAAAUUCAAUUUUGUCAGUUUCACUAUUUCUCAGUGAGUCCUCAUGAAAUUAUUAGGGUGCCAUAAUGUUUUUAUUUUUAAAUCUCCAAAAUGUGGAAGCAGAUAUACAGGUGUACUGUAAAUGAAGUAGAAACAAGCACUGUGCAGUUCAGAGCACUUCCUCAUUACCUUUUUAGAUGCCUAUUUCAACCUUUGUCAGUGCUUGAUAUAUAUUUUUUUGUCUCUAUAUUUUUACACCACCAUAAUCAUGGAUGCAGCAGUAAUUUAUAGCUCAGUAUGUUGCCUUACUGGAACUAUUUGGGCUUCUGAGUACCUCAGUAUAUUGGUCAAGAUGCUGACAUUUUCAUCUUUCAGUCUACUUUGUACUUUUUAGUUCACAUUGAAUUACUUCCCAGAAAUGUAUUGAGCCAUGUGUUACCAGACAUCAGAGCUUUAUGCCAUGCAGUGUUUUAUCAUCAUAUCAUGUUAAAUGUGACUGACAAGGAGCAGCAGAAGUUAUUAUUUUGUUGCUCUCUUAGAUACCUUUUUUUUUUUUUUAUUUAAAGAAUGAUCCACGUUAAUCUGCAGCUGGCUGGAAGGGCGUUUGUCAGAGAGAGCACCGUCCCAUCUGUCAGUGUGUGAUCUAUGAAUUAAUUUUGCUCUUCUAAGCACUGCAUCCCUCAUAGUACAUAAGAGUGAAGUGUGUGAUAUAUUUAAUAAAUUUACUGAAUGGU
Myripristis murdjan (pinecone soldierfish) is the source of this 2093-nucleotide messenger RNA. It is a transcript of the gene prkra, whose product is annotated as protein kinase, interferon-inducible double stranded RNA dependent activator. Lineage: Eukaryota; Metazoa; Chordata; Actinopteri; Holocentriformes; Holocentridae. Gene Ontology annotation, molecular function: siRNA binding; double-stranded RNA binding. The coding region runs from base 188 to 1111 and encodes 307 amino acids. The transcript has 8 exons. Gene Ontology annotation, biological process: siRNA processing; regulation of regulatory ncRNA processing. The record is from RefSeq and is a predicted model, not a curated record. Gene Ontology annotation, cellular component: RISC-loading complex; cytoplasm; RISC complex.